AUGCCUCCAAAGAAAAAAAAAGGAAACACAAACCCUAUUGUAGUGGGUACCGUGUCCACUAGAUCAACAAGAAGGCAAAGCAUUGUAAAUAUUGAUAUUCCAAAAUAUAAAAGUAGAUCAAAUAAAUCAACACCAAAAACUAUAAAAGGGUACAAAAAUGUCGAGACGAAUGUUGACUCACCAGAAAGUGAUCUAUUUAAUAACAAAAUAAAACAGUCCUUUUUAAAGAUGGUUCCAAAAAAUAAGAAGUCACAAUCUGUAGCAAAGAGUUCACACUCUUCUGAUAAAGAUAAGAGAGCUUUACUAGAAAUAUUACAGGAUUGGGAUGAUAACGAUGGAGAACAGACUGAAUCGCCAGAAAAUCGCUUUAGUAAUGAAAUUUUAACAAGAAGAUUCAAUUUAGAUGUAGUUCCAACCAAAACUAGUCAAAAAUAUGCAAGUACUGACCAAAUUGAAUUAACUUUAUCUAAUUUGCAGACUGAACAUGAAAUGAAAGUAAUCUCCACAUAAAAGAUUCAAUAAAAACGGUAGAAUCUACAGACGAGAGUUCCAAAGAGAGUGCAAUGGGAGUCAAAACAGAGCAAUAUAGAAUCGAAUCAGUCCAAGAUAUAAACCUUGAAAUAUCUAAAGAUGAGACCUCAGUCUCAACUGGACCAGAUAAAGAAGAGUUCAUAAUAGAAGAACAAGCCUCGAUUCCGUUUGCAGAUGAUAUGAUUGUCGAUGAGAAACCAGAUAUGUUAGAAUCCGAUAGUAACUCUCAAAUAUCAUCUACAAAAAAUGCGUCUGAAGUUAAUAUCAAUGAAGCUGAAAUUUCAGAAGACAAUGCUAGAUUUGCAGAAGAUCAAGCUGAAUUAUCUGACGUGAAUCAACCAGACAGCAUCGACAGUUUGACUAAUAAAAAUGAAGGGAAUAGUUUGCCUGCCAGCAAUGAGCAAAGUGGGGAUAUGGAAUAUACAGUAGAGGAAACGCCUAUGAAAGUUGAAGAUAAUCUAAGUGACGAUGUAAGCAAUUUAGAACUACAAACUGAAGGAACAGAAGGAUCUAAUAGCAUGGAUGCGAAAGUCGAGGAAAAUGCUGAAUUAUUUAUAGAAAACAAUAAAAUAGAAGAGGAAACUAGUCUUCCAUCGUUUGUGGAGGAUGCAAAAGUUGAAGAAAUCGUAGAUAUAGUAGAACAUAGUAAAAUUGAAGAAGAGGAAAAUAGAAGUGUGUUAUUAGGUGAUGUAAGAGAUGAAGGAAAUAGUAAUAUAUCUUUCAUAGGAGAUAAUGCAAUGGAAGUAGAUAGUAGUAUGUUUUUCAAUGAAGAUAAACAUAUAGAUGAGCACAUUGAAGAAAGCGAAAAAAUGGACCAUAGUGAAAACGAGAGUAGUAAAGUUGAUGAAGAAAAUAAUUUAGAAAACCGAAUAGCUGGUAUGAAAUUAGAAGAAAGCCAAAUAUCCACAUAUAAUGCAGUUACUAAGACAGAAAGUGAAAAAUCUAGCGAAGAUAGUUCACCCAAAAAAGGCAAGUCCAAAGAAACUGUAGAAAUUGAAAGCAGUGGAGAUAAGAAAAAAAGUAGUUCCAAAAAUAAAACACAAGGAGUUCAGUUGAAGAUAAAAAUAAGAAAUCACCUGAGGUACAAGUUAAAGGUAAAUCGUUGGUGCCGAUUCCAUUAUUUCUUGAAGACGUUGCCAAUAAUCUUUCGGUAUUUAAAAAUAAAAGAAAGCCCAGAUCAAGAUCUAAAACAAACGAACCGGUUUCGCUUAAACCUGAAAGUAAACCAGCCACUAAACCGACAAAAGCUCAAACCGAUAAGGCACCUACUUUUAAAAUCAAAAAAGACACCAAACCAAAAGAACCAAAAAGUAAGAAGACAACUCCUCAGAAAGAAAAAGAUGAUAAUAAAGAAACUAGUAAAUUGGGAAAGAGCGACAAGAAAGUCGCGAAAUCUGAAGAAACUGUUAAAAUCGGCAGUAACAAAUCUGAAAGUGAAGCAGAUGAUGAAAAAGUGAGGCGAUCUUCGAGAAUCAAAUCCAUCAGUGUUCUUAAUAAGAAAACCACCGGCUGGGGCUUGGUUAAAUCAAAAUCGGAGUCCUCUGUAUUCGAAAGCGACGUUUCAGACAGUAACUCCUUACAAACUGAGUCAGAUAAAAGCACACCUACAGCCUCCCCCAAAGUAAAUUCGAAAGACCGCAAAUGGAAGCCAUUUUCAGAAACUCAGUCUCCUACGAUCAAGUCAGACAAUCAGGUCACGAUGCCGUUCAAAUCCGUUGAAGAGCUCAACAAAAGACCUCAUAAAGAUCCCGUGGUAGAAGGUAGGCUGAAGCAGUUCGUGCAUCUCAAAGAAAAUCAAUACAGGACCGAUAGGAUGGUUUGUAAGGAAGCUAAAAAAAUGGUUUGCGAUUGUUUUUUAACUUCCGAAGAGCUAGUUGCUAACGAAUACGGAUGUGGGGAAGAUUGUCUGAAUAGAUUGCUAUUGAUCGAGUGCGGAAGUUUAUGUGUUGUUGGAGACAGAUGCACGAACAAAAGAUUCCAGAAAAAUGCUUUUGCUCCGGUCGAAGUCUUCAAUACCGACAAGAAAGGUCUCGGACUUAGAGCUGCAGCUAAUAUUCCCUUCGGUGAAUUUAUAUUGGAGUACGUGGGAGAGGUCUUGGACAGUGAUGAAUUUGACAAAAGAGCCGAAGUUUAUUCUCAGGAUAAAAAUAUCCAUUACUAUUUUAUGGCUUUGCGAGCUGAUGCUAUCAUCGAUGCAACAAUGAAAGGAAACAUCUCCCGGUUUAUCAAUCACUCCUGCGAUCCAAAUGCGGAAACACAGAAGUGGACUGUUAACGGUGAGUUGAGGAUUGGAUUUUUUAGUACCAGAACGAUCUUAGCUGGCGAGGAAAUCACUUUUGACUAUCGGUUCCAAAGAUAUGGCAAAGAAGCCCAAAAAUGCUAUUGUGGUGCAGGUAUCUGCCGAGGUUGGCUUGGCGAACAACCAGAUUCUGAUGAAGAAGAGGAAGAAGAGGAGGAGGAGGAAGAAGAAGAAGUUGAAGAAGCUAAACCAAUUCUACCCGAACUUCCUCUAAUCGAUAAAACCGGAAUAUCCGAAAUACCUGUUCCAGCAGAAGUUAAAGACGAAGAGAAAGUGGAAGGUGUUCCGGAAAUUACGAAGGAUAAAGAUGUCAGUAUACAGGAAACUCCUCAACAAGUUACAGAGAUCAAGCCUAAACCUGUCAAGAAAAAACUCCAGAAGAAGAAACCGAGAAUUGAAAUGUUUGAAGAAGUAGACCACUUAAAUGAAGAAAUAGAGAUGUUGGUUACCACUGGAUUGAAAAAUCAAGCUCAUACUCUCAAACUGAGCAGAUUGAUGGUGAGAUCUAAAGAACCUCAACAAAGAGCAAAACUCUUACGUGUUUUACGAAGAGGAGAACUACCUUGUAGGAGGUUGUUUUUGGAUUAUCACGGUCUUCGUCUAAUGCACGGAUAUAUGAUCGAUGCUCAGCAGUUGGUAAUAUCAAAUAAACAAUUUGAAUCAUUGAGAUUGGAAAUGCUUCAAACACUAGCAGUACUACCCAUCCCUAAUAAAUCGAUGCUUCAAGACAGCAAAGUUAUUUCUACUGUAGAAAAAUGGGCCACCAGUAAAACUUUAACUUCACCGCUCGAUUCCGAAAGCAACUCACCGAAAACCGAAACGGACAUGCCAAAAUCUAGCAUAAAACAAGAAAUUAAAGUGCCGGUGAAAGAUGAAUUGGUUUCAGACAAGACGAUCCAAGACCAAGAAGAAGAAAUAAAAUUCUUAGCCAGCAAACUCUUGGAGGAGUGGAAGAAUCUGAAAGAAGUUUUUAGGAUUCCGAAAAAAGAACGUAUAGAGCAAAUGAAAGAGCACGAAAGGGAAGCUAAUAAGAAAUAUAUGCAGACCAGCCAUAACACUUAUGGUGGUGACGAAGAUAAAGACAGGAAAGCCGAUAGAUAUCGAGGACUUUCAAAAAAUAAAUUCGAAAGAGAUUUACACAAGAAACCACCAAAACCGGGCGAUAAACCAAGCGCAGAAUAUCUAAAAUUAAGUAAGUCGGAACGAAGAAAGCUGUUCGCGUUACAACACGAGAUAAAAGAAGAAGAACGGAAACUGAAACAACGAGAAAUGUGGAGGGAACAUGAAAUGAACUGUAUGAUGAUAGGAGCUGAUCCCAGAUUCACAGCACCGUUCGAUCCUAACAGGGGAUAUCAGUUGAUAUGGAAUCCACAGAUAGGUCAGUGGCAAAACUGUCCAAUACCAACAAAUCUUCGGAUAUAUCCAACACAACCACCUCCGCCGCAGAUGCCAGCAAUGCACGUCCCACCGCCAUCAGUUCACCCAUACGGAAAAACAUUACCGACAUAUUCUCCAUACCCCUCUCCGCAAGGAAAUCCGGUCAACAUGGGAAACAAUCAACCGCCGUUACAGCAGAUUCCUUUACAGUUGCCUCCACAUCAGUUGCCGCCGAAUACACUGCCAAGCCAUUUACCUCUACAACAGCCAACGAUGCCACUGAAUCAAAUUCAAAGUCAUAUACCAUUACCGCAAACUUCAUUGCCAACACAGCUACCGCCGUUACCCGCGGGUAUGCCACCUUUGCCAACGACGACCUUGCCACCGCUGCCACAACUACCACCGAUCGUUCAGUCAAUUGAAGAGGAUCCAUCUCAAGUUAAAUUCGCCGGACCUAUCCCUCCACCCGUGAAAUUACCACCGAAAUGGAAGUGCGCCAAAGACAAGUAUGGCCGACCGUACUAUUAUCACAUCAAGAUCAGGAAAAGUCAGUGGGAGCCUCCGCCCCUGGAUCCACCCGAAGAAGCUGUGGAGUGUUUUGCAGAUCCAAAAGCCUCAGACUCGGACUCCAGUUCAGACACAAGUUCGGUUAGUUCGGAUUCCAGCUCGGAAAAUUCUGAAAGCGACGAUGAAGUGGACGAUGCGAAAUUGUUGUUAGAAGUUCGCAAACAAAUGGAACAUCUACCGCAGAUAAAACUCCCUGGUUUGCAUCAGGACGACAGUCCACAAGGAACUCCGAGUCCGGAUGGCGAAAAGUCCUACGAAAGAGAGUUCAACGUCGAUGAAAUAAUACGCAGGAGUUUGGCGGUGGAUGACGACGUGAAAAGACCUUCGAUAGACAUGAGACUGAAAGAACUUGAACUGUUUAAAGAUGAUCAUCCUUCGAGAAAAAAACGAAGAACUGGAUUGUGCGAAGAGAUUAUGAUUAGUCCAAGAACUGAGGAGGACAAACGACAAUUUAAAGAAGACAUCAAAAGGUACAAAGCAAAUAAGGAGAGGUUAAAACGGCAAAGGGAGAAGAUCCUACAGCAAACUAAAAAACAAUUAAGAGAAAUAGAAAUCAAGAAAACCAGAGAGAAGCGUCCGAAGACGACGGUGAAGGUUAAAUUGAAAGACAAGCCCGAUUUUAAUAGCGAGACUGCGAAGAAAAUCAAGGAGACUUUCAAGGUUAAUAUGGCUUCGACUGUUGUAAAUGCUUUAAACGUCUACAGGAAGCCAGAUUGUACAGAAGGAAGAAUUACCAACACCCAGGACUUUAAACAUUUAGCAAGAAAGUUAACCCAUUUCGUCAUGCUAAAAGAGAUAAAAUACUUGAUGAAGAUUGAGGACUUAACUUGCACCGAUAACGUCAAAAUGAAAGCCCGGGAAUUUAUUCGAAAGUACAUGAGCAAAUUCGGCGAGGUUUACGUAAAACGAAUCGAUUCUCCGGAUUUUAAAGACUAA
Molecule: messenger RNA, 5710 nt
Organism: Diabrotica balteata
Lineage: Eukaryota; Metazoa; Arthropoda; Insecta; Coleoptera; Chrysomelidae
Source: the annotation of a GenBank genome assembly